UUCUGAAUUAACCAUGAAUCCUGUGAAAUGGUUCGUGAAAGCACUGCUUCUUUCCUGCUUUUUUCACUUGUCCCUUUCUUUCGAUACCAUAACAUCACAGCACUCUAUCAAAGAUGGUGAUGUUGUCGUUUCUAGCGGAAACACUUUCGCCCUAGGGUUCUUCAGCCCUGGCAAUACCAAAUAUCGCUAUGUUGGGAUUUGGUAUUACCAAAUUCCGAAGAAAACAGUUGUGUGGGUCGCCAACAGAGAACAUCCUAUCAAUGACACCUCCGGAACGCUCUCCAUUAGCAGCCAAGGAAACCUCGUCCUCUACCAGAAAAACCAAACUAUUCUUGUCUGGUCUACUAAUCCCUCUGUUACGCACUCAAAGAAUUCUGUAGCUCGACUCUUGGAUUCAGGAAACCUACUUUUAGUCCACAAUGGUACUACCUUUUGGCAAAGUUUUGAUUAUCCUUCAAAUACUGUACUUCCCUUUAUGAAAAUUGGAUUGAAUCUUAGUACUGGUUUAAAUCGAUUUGUGACGCCUUGGAAGUCCCCAGAUAACCCUGGAAUCGGAAACUAUACCUACAAGAUAGAUCCCAGUGGGUUCCCUCAGUUGUGUUUCUACAAGGGUUCAGUUAAAUUCUGGCGAGGUGGGUCAUGGACGGGACGAAGAUGGGUUGGAGUACCCGAAAUGACACGUAGUCACAUCUUCAAUUUUAGUUUUGUAUAUAAUAAUGAAGAAAUUUUUCUCAUGUUCGGGAUAAACAAUGCCUCUAUAAUCUCAAUAUUGGUCGCAAAUGAGACGGGAUUGCUGACAAGGUUUACAUGGAACCCUGAAGACCAACGCUGGGUUUUAGUUUGGUCCGCCCCAAAGGAGGAAUGUGAUUAUUAUGGGCACUGCGGUCCAAAUAGUAACUGUGACCAAACUCAUGAAGAUAAGCUUGAGUGUUCCUGUUUACCCGGAUUCGAACCCAAGUCACCCCAAACUUGGUUCCUAAGAGAUUGGUCAGCCGGGUGUGCACGGAAGCGUAAUGCGUCUAUCUGUCAACAUGGAGAAGGGUUCGUGAAGGUGGCACGCGUAAAGGUGCCUGAUACUGCUGUGGCUAAUGCAGACAUGAGUUUGGGGCUGAAACAGUGCAAAGAUAAGUGCUUGAGGAAUUGCUCUUGCACGGCUUAUGCGAGUGCAUUUUCUGAGCUUAACGGAGAGACUGGAUGCUUGACCUGGCACGGGGAUCUGGUGGAUAUCAAGACUUAUAGAGAUGCAGGACAAGACAUUUACAUACGGGUGGAUGCUGUUGACUUAGCUAGCUACAAGAAGAAUGGUACAAUUAGCAAGAAGCAGUUGGUGACAAUUUUAGUAGUUUCUGUUGCUGUGAUGCUUUCUAUGGUCGCCUUUGCUUUUAUUUUGGUGAGGCGCAUAAGAAGAGGAAGAAAAAGACGACCUCCACUUAGCUUCACAGCAAGUCCAACACACUUGGAGGACCCUUUAAACGGAAAAAAUGCGGAGUUGCCAUUAUUUAAUUUGGGAACCAUUGCUGCAGCCACAAAUAAUUUUUCCUCUGACAACAAACUUGGACAAGGUGGCUUUGGCCCUGUUUAUAAAGGUAUACUAAGUGGAAAGGAAACAGCGGUUAAAAGGCUAUCAAAGUCCUCGGGGCAAGGAAUAGAAGAGUUUAAGAAUGAAGUUACACUGAUUGCUAAACUCCAACACAGGAACCUUGUAAGGAUUUUGGGUUGUUGCAUAGAAAAGGAAGAGAAGAUGCUGAUCUAUGAAUACUUGCCAAAUAAGAGCUUGGAUUCUUUUAUUUUUGAUGAACGAAAGAGAUCACUCUUAGAUUGGGGAACCCGAUUUAAAAUUUUUUGUGGAAUUGCUCGAGGAAUUGUAUACCUUCAUCAAGACUCAAGGUUGAGAAUCAUCCAUAGAGAUCUAAAAGCCAGUAAUAUUCUACUAGAUGCUGAAAUGAACCCAAAGAUUUCAGAUUUUGGUAUGGCUAGAAUAUUUGGAGGAGAUCAAGUGGAAGCAAAAACAAAGCGUGUUGUUGGAACAUAUGGCUAUAUGUCACCAGAAUAUGCAAUGCAAGGACACUUUUCUGUCAAAUCUGAUGUGUAUAGCUUUGGAGUACUGCUAUUAGAAAUUAUUACAGGGAGAAGAAAUAUUGGAUAUUACCCUGACAGUCCUACCUCAAAUUUUAUUGGACAUGUUUGGGAAGUAUGGAGAAACGGUAAAGCCAUGGAAAUAAUUGAUUCAUUAUUAGGAGGGACUUAUCCUGUAGCUGAAGUUUUGAGAUGCAUUCAGAUUGGGUUGCUGUGUGUGCAAGACAGUGCAACAGAUAGACCAAAAAUGUCUGUUGUUGUUGCCAUGUUAGGCAACGAUGCUUCUCUUCCUUCCCCUAAACAACCAGCAUUUAUCAUCAAGAAAACCAACAAAAACGAUGAGACAGGUAGUAGUGAAGGCACUGGCUCUGUCAAUGAGGUGACUCUUACCAUGCCUCAAGCUCGAUAGAAGCUCAGGAUCUUUAGAAGUUACAGAAAUUGGAAAGGUUCCAAUAUGUAAUAGGACUUUGAAUAAUCUAUUCAGUCAAGGGGGCAAGUGUAUGACUCGUAUACUUCCAAGUAAAUUGAUAUCGUCUACAUAAAUCUUGGUUAAUAUC
Durio zibethinus is the source of this 2633-nucleotide messenger RNA. Its product is annotated as G-type lectin S-receptor-like serine/threonine-protein kinase At1g11410. Gene Ontology annotation, cellular component: plasma membrane. Gene Ontology annotation, biological process: protein phosphorylation; recognition of pollen. Lineage: Eukaryota; Viridiplantae; Streptophyta; Magnoliopsida; Malvales; Malvaceae. Gene Ontology annotation, molecular function: protein serine/threonine kinase activity; ATP binding. The record is from RefSeq and is a predicted model, not a curated record.